Messenger RNA from Caenorhabditis briggsae, 2058 nucleotides. It is a transcript of the gene Cbr-apl-1, whose product is annotated as Protein CBR-APL-1. Gene Ontology annotation, biological process: central nervous system development; axonogenesis. The transcript has 11 exons. Gene Ontology annotation, molecular function: heparin binding; transition metal ion binding. Lineage: Eukaryota; Metazoa; Nematoda; Chromadorea; Rhabditida; Rhabditidae. Bases 1 to 2058 code for a protein of 685 amino acids. Gene Ontology annotation, cellular component: membrane; neuron projection; neuronal cell body. The record is from RefSeq and is a predicted model, not a curated record.
AUGACGGUGGGUAAACUAUUGAUUGGCUUACUUAUACCGAUUCUCGUCGCCACAGUCUUUGCUGAGAGUUCCCCAGGAAGCAUCAAGAGACAUGAAAAGUUCAUCCCAAUGGUCGCAUUCUCGUGCGGCUACCGUAACCAAUACAUGACCGAAGAAGGCACAUGGAAGACCGAUGAUGAGCGUUACGCCACCUGUUUCUCUGGCAAACUUGACAUCCUCAAGUACUGCCGCAAGGCUUAUCCAACCAUGAACAUCACCAACAUUGUUGAGUACUCGCAUGAAGUGAGCAUCUCCGAUUGGUGCCGCGAGGAGGGAUCGCCAUGCAAGUGGACUCACAGCGUUCGACCAUAUCAUUGCAUUGAUGGAGAGUUCCACUCCGAAGCUCUUCAAGUCCCACAUGACUGUCAAUUCUCGCACGUCAACUCUCGCGACCAAUGCAACGACUACCAGCACUGGAAGGAUGAGGCCGGAAAGCAAUGUUCUGGAAAGAAGGCCAAGGACACCAAGUCAAUGAUUGUUCGAUCAUUCGCCGUUCUUGAGCCAUGCGCCCUCGACAUGUUCACCGGUGUUGAAUUCGUCUGCUGCCCCAACGAUCAAACGAACAAAACUACGACCGAGGACGAAGACGACGACGAUGAUGACGAUGACGCUUAUGAGGAUGAUUACUCAGAAGAAUCUGACGAGAAGGAUGAGGGAGAGGAGUCAAGCGCUCAGGACCCAUACUUCAAGAUUGCCAACUGGACCAACGAGCAUGAAGACUUCAAGAAAGCUGAGACUCGUAUGGAUGAGAAGCACAGAAAGAGAGUUGAGAAGGUGAUGAAGGAGUGGGGAGACUUGGAGACCCGUUACAACGAGCAAAAGACCAAGGAUCCAAAAGGAGCCGAGAAGUUCAAGGCUCAGAUGAACGCACGUUUCCAGAAGACCGUCUCUUCAUUGGAGGAGGAGCACAAGAGAAUGCGCAAGGAGAUUGAGGCAGUGCACGAGGAGCGUGUUCAAGCUGUGCUAAACGAGAAGAAGAGAGAUGCCACUCAUGACUACCGUCAGGCUCUCGCUACUCAUGUUAACAAGCCAAACAAGCACUCUGUUCUUCAAUCCCUCAAGGCGUACAUUCGUGCUGAGGAGAAGGAUCGUAUGCACACUUUGAACAGAUACCGUCACUUGCAGAAGACCGAUCCAAAGGAGGCCGAGGGAUACAAACCAACUGUUCUCCACAGACUUCGUUACAUUGACCUCCGCAUCAAUGGAACUUUGGCCAUGCUCCGUGACUUCCCAGACCUCGAGACACACGUCCGCCCAAUUGCUGUUGCUUACUGGAAGGACUACAGAGAUGAGGUCACCCCAGACACUGACAUUGAGGAGACCGACAUCGAAUCUCUUCUCAAGGAGGAAGACUUCAACAAGAACGCCAAGCUUGACGUGAAGGCGCCAACCACCGCCAAGCCAAAGCCAGCUGAGACCGACAACGCCAAGAUUCUCCCAACCGAGGCUACUUCAUCAUCUGACUCUGAAGAGGAGGCUGAUGAGUACUACGAGGAUGAGGAUGACGAGCAAGUCAAGAAGACUGACAAGUCGAAGAAGGUCAAGGUUGUUGACAUCACUCCAAAGAAGCCAACCGAGAUCAAGGUCACUCUUGAGCAAGAGAAGAAGUCACCAAAGUUGGUUGAGACCUCCGUUCAAACCGACGACGAGGAGGAUUCAUCUUCUUCAUCUUCAUCUGAAUCUGACGAGGAUGAGGAUAAGAACAUCAAGGAACUUCGUGUUGACAUUGAGCCAAUCAUCGACGAGCCAGCCUCGUUCUACCGUCACGACAAGCUCAUUCAAGACUCGGACGACGAGAGCUCCGCUUCCACCAUCUUCCAGCCAUACGUGCUCGCCUCAGCGAUGUUCAUCACCGCCAUCUGCAUCAUCGCGUUCGCUAUCACCAACGCUCGUCGCCGUCGCGCCAUGCGAGGAUUCAUCGAGGUCGAUGUCUACACCCCAGAGGAACGUCACGUCGCUGGAAUGCAGGUCAAUGGAUACGAGAAUCCAACCUACUCCUUCUUCGACUCUAAGGCUUAA